This is a messenger RNA of Mycena indigotica, 963 nucleotides long. RefSeq lists its product as uncharacterized. The transcript has 9 exons. NCBI's taxonomy places the organism in Eukaryota, Fungi, Basidiomycota, Agaricomycetes, Agaricales, Mycenaceae. The coding region runs from base 1 to 963 and encodes 320 amino acids. The record is from RefSeq and is a predicted model, not a curated record.
AUGUCCGAUCUUUCACUGCAAAGGGCGACACUGACUGCUCUGGUCAUCGAAACAUUCAAUGUCGGCGCUUUCACCAUCCUCUUUGGCGCCUGUCUCCACUUGAUUUUCAUUAAGAAGGCCUCCGGCGCCAAUCACAUUCUAACUCCGACCCUGUGCUUGAUAUGGGUUCUUUCCAUUGUGCAUUGGAUUGUUGACAUUGUCCGAGCUAGAAUCGCAUUCGUCGAUGACCCUGCGCACGAUUUGUUGUACUUGAGCAGUCCAGCCCAGCCUCUCGAUGGUGCAAAAAUUGGGAUAUACUCAACGAUUACUAUUGUCGCUGACUUUUUCAUGAUAUACCGUUGUUGGAUGGUAUGGAACCACAAUGUCUAUGCCCUCGCUCUUCCUGUGCUAUGCUGGGUUGCAACCGCUGUAACUGGCUGGGUCGGGACGGCCGAGGUUGUGCUGACUCAGAAGGGCGGCAUCUUCCACGCCAAUCUUCAACCCUGGAUCAUUAGCUUCUUCUCAUUGUCGCUCGCCACAAAUGUUCUCUGCACGCUUCUGGUUGCUUACAAGGUACUUUUGAGCCAGAUUCGACUGCGCAGAAGCGGUACUGAAAGCACGGGGCGAGUCAUUCCCGCGUUGAUCAUAUUCCUCGAGUCCGCCGCUCUCUAUUCUCUCUCGCUUAUCGCGUUACUCGUCACCUAUCAAUUGGGAAUCAACACCUCCUUCAUCAUCCUCGACCUGACAUCUUCAGUUAUUGGGAUAACGUUCAGCAGCAUUAUUCUCCGCCUGUCGAUGGCUGAUUCCAAGCCAUCUCAGUCCACCACAACAGCAUCGUUGCCUGGUCGAGGGAACGUCUCCGGACUGGGUGGGAUUGACCCAAACUCCUACCCACUGGGUACUGUCCAUAUCUCGCGUUUGGUUCGAGAUGAUUGGUCGAACCCCAAAGCGCGGCAUUUAGAGAGUGGUGUACUACCUAGAUGA